AGUUUUAGAGUCAUGGGGAUGUUAGACAGUACACUCCAAUCCUCCAGUUCUGCCUCCCUGUUGGGGGUUCUGGUGGUUCUCCUGAUCAUCUAUUUUAUCUCCUCUAGCUUCAUUGUACAGGAAAACAAGAAUGGCCCCCCAGGACCCAGACCCCUUCCACUGCUUGGAAACCUUCUGCUUGUGGACCUGAACGGACCCUUCAACUCUUUACUGGAGCUUUCUAAGAAAUAUGGACCAGUCUUUACAGUCUGGCUUGGACCUAAGAAAGUGGUAGUCCUGGCAGGAUACAAGACAGUGAAGGAGGCUCUAGUCAACCAUGCUGACACGUUUGGGGAGAGAGAUCCAGACAUUCUUUUGAUCGAGAGCAGCCACGGGAACGGUGUUACAUGGUCCAAUGGAGACUCAUGGAAAGAGAUGAGACGCUUCGCUCUGUCAAACCUGAGGGAUUAUGGGAUGGGCAAAAGGGCAUGUGAGGACAAAAUCAUUGAGGAGUGUCAUUAUCUUACUGAUGUGCUGAAAAAUUUCGGAGGUGAAGCUUUUGAUACAACCCAGCCCAUUAAUUAUGCAGUCUCUAACAUCAUCUGCUCUUUGGUCUACGGCAGCAGAUUUGAGUAUGACGACCCAGAGUUUACAUACAUGGUGGAUCGAACAGAUAAACUGAUUCGGCUUUUGGGAACCCCAUCAGUACAGGUGUACAACAUUUUCCCAUGGAUGUGUAAAUGGAUGGCCAAUAGGAGGGAAGUCCUGAGGAUAUUUGACACCCUCAAGCAACAAAAGAAGGUUUUUUUCAAAGGUUUGAAAGAGACCUUCAAUCCACAGAUGUGCAGAGGACUUGUAGAUGCUUUCCUGGUCCGACAACAACAACAAAAGGGAUCUGGGAUCACUGACAGUCAUUUCCACAGUGAAAACCUAUUGAUGACAGUCAUUCAUCUCUUUACUGCUGGAACUGGCACAACUGCAACUACGCUCAGAUGGGGUCUCAUGUUCAUGGCAAAGUAUCCAAAGAUACAGGACCAGGUCCAGGAGGAGAUCAGCAGGGUGAUAGGGACUCGUCAGGUGCAAGUCGAGGACAGGAAGAACCUUCCUUUUACCGAUGCCGUCAUCCAUGAGACCCAGAGACUGGCCAACAUCGUACCCAUGGCGCUUCCCCAUAAAACAAGCGAGGACAUCACCUUCCAGGGUUACGUCAUUGAGAAGGGGACCACAGUUUAUCCUCUUUUGACUUCUGUCCUAUAUGAUGAGACUGAGUGGGAGAAACCACACAGCUUCCAUCCUGCUCACUUCUUGGAUGAAGAUGGAAAGUUUGUGAAGCGAGACGCCUUCAUGCCUUUCUCUGCAGGUCGCAGGGCUUGUCUGGGUGAGAGUCUGGCCAGGAUGGAGCUCUUCCUCUUCUUCACCACCCUCCUGCACAACUUUCGUUUCACUCCUCCACCUGGAAUUAAAGAGGAAGACCUAGGUUUGAGUCCUCGAAUCGGCCUCACUCUCAGUCCUUCACCACAUAAACUAUGUGCAGUUUCCUGUCUGUGA
Messenger RNA from Sphaeramia orbicularis (orbiculate cardinalfish), 1527 nucleotides. RefSeq names its product cytochrome P450 2K1-like. Gene Ontology annotation, cellular component: intracellular membrane-bounded organelle; cytoplasm. The coding region runs from base 13 to 1527 and encodes 504 amino acids. Gene Ontology annotation, molecular function: iron ion binding; heme binding; oxidoreductase activity, acting on paired donors, with incorporation or reduction of molecular oxygen, reduced flavin or flavoprotein as one donor, and incorporation of one atom of oxygen. Gene Ontology annotation, biological process: xenobiotic metabolic process. The transcript has 9 exons. NCBI's taxonomy places the organism in Eukaryota, Metazoa, Chordata, Actinopteri, Kurtiformes, Apogonidae. The record is from RefSeq and is a predicted model, not a curated record.